CUACUACCUAGCAACCUCACCCGCACUGCCUACAGAUCCUCUCGCCAUGCAUACCUGACCGCAAGAAACCAACCAUGGCGUGUCCUGUGCGAGUGUAUCCCCUCCGGAAACCUAAGAACCACCGCCUCCCCGUGCCGCGGUACACGCUCACUCUCCCGGAUGGAGUCGAUCACGUGUACACCUCCUACAUCGGGGUGCAGCAGCACUCGGACGAUCCCGCGAGCGCGGCUGCAAAGCGCACAGUCUGCGAAUACAUAAGAACCUGGCUUCUAUCCGCCCACCAGCCGGCGAGCUACGAAUCCUUCUCGCUGCUCGACGGCCGCGAAGCCCCCGGCACCACCGUAUGGGUAUGCUACUGGGCCGACGCCCGCACCCACGAAAGCGCCCUGGCUGCCCUCGAUCUCCGCGCCCUGCACGCCCGCACGCCGAAGCAACAACAACCCGCCAUCGGCCUCUGGCUCGAGGCCUUCGCAACCCCCGUCGCGCGCCUCGAGACAAACUACGCCGGCCCCGACUACCUCCCCGGCCUGGCGCGGCUCCCCGGCUCCCGCGCCGCAGAACACGAGCUCGCGACGUACUGGGGCGCGGCGCGCGACCGCAUCCCGGACUCCGCGCACGACCUGUUCCCGCGCCCGGCUGCCGCGGAGCGCCCCCAGGACCCCGUGGGGCGCGGCCAGUACCUCACGGGCACCAGCCACGCUAACCUGGUGCACAUCCGCUCGGGCCAGUGGUGGGCGGCGUGCGGCGCGGCCGAGGCCGGCGCGUACGAGACGAAGCUGGAGCCCACGCUGCGCAAAGGCCUGCAGUACCUGAACGAGCACGCCGCGGACACGGGCGCGAUGGGGCUGCGGUACCUGCGCAACACAGACACCGAGAGCCCGCUAGUCGAUGAUGACAGGAAGGAGACGUGCGGCGCGGGGUUCUUUGCGAAUCUGGAGGAUCUGGAGACGUGGGCGAAGACGCAUGGGUCGCAUUUGGCGAUCUGGCGCGGGGCGCUGGCGCAUUAUAAGGCGUUUCCUGAUAAUAGGCGGUUCAGGACGUGGCAUGAGGUUAGUGUUGUGGAGCAGGGGCGGUCGCGGUUCGAGUAUGUUAAUUGCACGCGGGGGACGGGGGUUAUGGGGACUACGCAUUUGGAGGUGGAGGAGCUGGAUCUGUGAAGUGUCGUCAAGAGAAGGAGUGGUGUGAGCUGACUUGGUCAGCAUCAACAGUGAGGGCCGGACGAACGUCGGAGUGGAUUAACGGGUGUCAUAUGGAGAUCCAUGUCUCUGGACUCACUGCGCGCGACGGCAUGAAUCAAGGCUCGUUGAUGAUGCGUGCAGAUUUGGCCGUCA
Molecule: messenger RNA, 1331 nt
Organism: Boeremia exigua
Lineage: Eukaryota; Fungi; Ascomycota; Dothideomycetes; Pleosporales; Didymellaceae
Product: heme-containing dehydratase protein
Exons: 1
Coding region: 75-1157 (360 amino acids)
Source: RefSeq, a predicted model, not a curated record